AUGAUCAGCUCAGACAGCAGCAAGAAGAAGGCCGCGCCCAAGUCGCGCAAACGCAAGACAAGCGACGCAGGUGCCGGUGGCAGGUCACUCCUUGGUCCGGGGAAGCGCUUACUUAGUGAUGGCGAUACAUCAAUUACCGGGAGUGACUCCUGCACGGACAUUCAGGGAGCCCAAGCAGCUCAAUCGAAGCCACUUGCGCGUGGAGAGUUGGUGGAUAGCAUCAAGCACAUGCUCUUUGGCUUCGGGGACGAGAACGAGCCGCGCGACGAGACGGCCCAACUGAUGGAGGAGCUGGUGGUAGAAUACGUGCACGCAAUGACAAAAAAGGCGAUGGAUCUGGCAGCUGUCAAGGGCAAACUGGACACCGAGUGCUUCAUCUUCCUCAUCCGUAAGGAUCCUGAACGAUACAAUCGCGUUGCCGAGCUCUUACGUGCAAACGACGAGUUCCGAGCUGCACUGAAUAGCGGCUUUGAUCCAAGCGACGAGAAUAUGUACUGA
Messenger RNA from Peronospora matthiolae, 498 nucleotides. Lineage: Eukaryota; Oomycota; Peronosporomycetes; Peronosporales; Peronosporaceae. The record is from the annotation of a GenBank genome assembly.